Messenger RNA from Chrysemys picta bellii (western painted turtle), 908 nucleotides. RefSeq names its product tachykinin precursor 3 (gene TAC3). Gene Ontology annotation, biological process: tachykinin receptor signaling pathway; positive regulation of blood pressure. Lineage: Eukaryota; Metazoa; Chordata; Testudines; Emydidae. The record is from RefSeq and is a predicted model, not a curated record.
GCCCCUAUUAAACCCAGCUGAGCCGGCAGCGCAGGACUGUUCAUUACGGUGACUGGAGGCUGCUCAGCGUCUGAGAGCAGCCCGGGAACGCAGCCACCGCUCAGCGCUGCACGGAGGGACACCCCCCCCAGCACCGGCUAGGAGCCUGGGCAGAUUGGCCAUCAGCCCCCGUCCCCGCCCUUGGGAGAGGAAAAUGAAAAGUCCCCUGGUGCUGACGGUGCUGCUGUCCUUAGCGGCGGCCAAGCUGUGUCACACCUACUGCGAAGGGACCCCGGAGCAACAGACGGCCAGAGGGGUCCAGACGAAGCCGAGCUCAGACCUCGACAAGCUGCCCACGGCCCUGCUCAGGAGACUCUACGACGGCCACCGGGUCUCCUACGAGGCGCUGCUGCAGCUGGCGGGCAAGGACGAUGCCCGUCCCAAGAUGCCCGUCCCCUCUCAGAAACGGGACAUGCACGACUUCUUUGUCGGCCUCAUGGGGAAAAGGACCCCGGAGCCUGACGACCCCACAGACGGGAACAAGGAGACUUCCGCUGGCUUCGGCGACCUCAAAUACCCCCCAAAUGCAGAAUGAGGUGCCCACGCCGGGGACAAGCAAAGCGUCGGCAGCGCCUCGAGAAACGGAGACGAAGCCGCUCUCCAAAGCCCGCCGCGCUCUCAACUGAACCGGAACCCUCUCGCCGUGUCGUGGAGAACUCUUCCCCCACCCGUGCUCUGUCUUGUCCCCGCUGCCCCAUUCCGGCCCGUGCCUCGUCCUAAAGCUAGUGCUCACUGUUUGGAAAUAGAGUAAUGCCCCGGCCCCAUGGUGCUUUCCCCUCCGCAGACACCCCGGGCAGCCAGCAGAACCCCCUUUGUGGCGUAGAUUAAAAACAGCCUUGACUAGUCAAUAACACCACGAUUUUUACUUA